AUGACAGACCCCAUCAAGAAAUCAAUCCCGCCAUACACCGUGGCCGGAAAGACGGCCAUCAUCACAGGGGCAGGCUCAGGUAUCAACCCAGCGGAUCUCUCACCUUCGCAAAAAUCCUUAGUAAUUCAAUCAAAUCUAGGUAUCAACUUUUCCUUUGCCGAGUUGCUCAUUGAGCGUGGUUGCAAUGUCGUCAUUGCUGACCUCGCUCUUCGGCCGGAGGCGGAGCAGCUCGUCUCGAGCAACCAAGACAAGUCAAACGCCAGGCCACGCGCAGUCUUCGUCAAGACCGAUGUGACCUCAUGGCCGGCACUAACCAACAUGUUCAAGGUCGCCAUCGAGGAAUUUGGGAGUUUCGACAUCUUCUGUCCUGGAGCGGGUGUCUAUGAGCCGCACUGGUCCAACUUCUGGCACCCUCCUGGGUCGUCCGAGAGCAAGGACAGUGCAGACGGCGGAAAAUAUGCUCUGCUUGACAUCAAUAUCACCCAUCCCAUCCGUUCCACGCAGCUGGCAAUCUCAUACUGGCUUCAUCCUAAGGAGGCAACGAACGCCGCCCUGCCACCUUCUAUCAAAGCUUCGCCCGAGAACCCAAAGCGCAUAGUUCACAUCUCAUCAGUGGCUGGACAGGUUGCAAACAUCAACGCUCCUCUCUACGCAGCCUCCAAAUUCGCUAUCACCGGGUUUGUCCGCAGUCUUGCUCGCUUGGAAGAUACAGAUGGGGUCCGCGUCAACGCUGUUGCACCGGGUGUCGUACGGACACCGCUCUGGACCGAGCAUCCGGAGAAGCUGAUCAAUCUGGACGAAGCUCAGGACGGUUGGGUCACCCCAAGAGAAGUUGCUGAGGCUAUGCUACGAUGUGUCGAGGAGAAGGCCCUUGUCGGAGGAUCAAUUCUGGAAGUUGGCAAAGAUAAUACGCGCUUGGUCGAAGCUUUCAACGCGCCGGGCCCAGACCCUGACCCAAAGAGGGGCCUUGUUGCUAGACAUGGGUCAAAGGGAACAGACAUGGUCUUUUCCUGGUUGAGGGAUGCUUCCAAAUGGGCUGUUGGCAGAGAUUGA
Molecule: messenger RNA, 1053 nt
Organism: Colletotrichum fioriniae
Lineage: Eukaryota; Fungi; Ascomycota; Sordariomycetes; Glomerellales; Glomerellaceae
Cellular component (GO): cytoplasm
Molecular function (GO): oxidoreductase activity, acting on the CH-OH group of donors, NAD or NADP as acceptor
Source: RefSeq, a predicted model, not a curated record